Postia placenta MAD-698-R-SB12 is the source of this 846-nucleotide messenger RNA. RefSeq lists its product as hypothetical. The transcript is spliced from 6 exons. The coding region runs from base 1 to 846 and encodes 281 amino acids. The record is from RefSeq and is a predicted model, not a curated record. Lineage: Eukaryota; Fungi; Basidiomycota; Agaricomycetes; Polyporales; Adustoporiaceae.
AUGGAAGUGAAACAGAUAAUAUACCAACUGUUAGAGGGUAAAGUCAGGGGAUUGUACUACUACCACAAGGGACGUAGUAGACGUCGCGAAGGUUCUCACGAGCUGGGCAAGGGCUCAGAGUGUGCAAGGCAGCGGGAGGCACGGCGGAGGCAGCGGGCAGAGCGGCAGGAGCGGGCACAGAUGAGGGCACAGACAAGGGCAUGGACAAGGGCAUGGACGGAGGCACGGGCAGAGCGGACAUGGACGAGGAUGGUCUUGGGGCGGCGGCAGAGGACUCAGAGGGCAUGGGGACCUGUGGAGCAGAAGAGGAAGGAGAUGAGACACCAUGCGGUCAAUGAGAAGUCGGUGGGGAUGUGGAGCACGAGGGUGACGACGGUGAAAACAUUCGAGGAGUUCAUUGUCAGAGGUAGGGAUGUCGGAGAGAGUGAGCCAGGAGUCUUCGUCUUCAGAGAGACCCUUCCAACGCAUGAGGUACUCAUAGCGCUGGCCGAGUUUGCGAGAGUCGAGGAUGGUGGCAAUGGAGUUCGAGGGAGUGGGGUCAUCAAUGUCGAAGGGGUCAGGGGUGGCAUGAGAAUGGAAUUGGAAGGGACCGAGCUUGCAAUGGUCGAGCUUGUCAGAGGGAUGUGUUGUCUUGAUGUUGCGACGCAGCAACCAGACGAGCUGAUCGUGCAUGAACGGAGGCGCAGCAGUGACAUGCGCAUUGUAGGCGCAAGCUUGUCAAUCUUGGGCUUCCUUGAGCUUGGUGCACAACUCGUCAUGGAGGUGAUUGAGUCGCUGCGCGAGAUCGACGGCGGCGGGUACAGAGGAGUGUUCCGUGAGGCAAGGGUGCGCGCGCGGCCAGGGUGA